Molecule: messenger RNA, 2767 nt
Organism: Cyclopterus lumpus (lumpfish)
Lineage: Eukaryota; Metazoa; Chordata; Actinopteri; Perciformes; Cyclopteridae
Gene: usp3
Product: ubiquitin specific peptidase 3
Biological process (GO): protein deubiquitination
Cellular component (GO): cytoplasm
Molecular function (GO): zinc ion binding; cysteine-type deubiquitinase activity
Source: RefSeq, a predicted model, not a curated record
GCUUUUUCAUCUCUGUUUUUAUACGUUAGCUGCCAAAAGGCCGAGCCGGCAGAAACUACGUCACUUCCUUAAGGUAUUUCCAUUUGUUUGUGGCAAACGCCAGCAGUUACCAAGUACCUUUUACACCAAAGCUAACGUUACUAUUUUAACCAACAAUAUGCCGGGGGUGGAAAACUGCAUUGUCGUUAUUAUCUGUAAACGGCUCGUAUCCUGAAAUAAUGCACUUAUCAAACCGUUGAGCGUCCAGCAAAAGACAAGAAAAACGUGCGUUCGCGAGCAGAAGUAGUUGGCCGGCUUAACGUUAGCUAGCUAGUGUCGGUUAAUUGGCUAACUAUUGUUCGCUUGCCUGGUUCCUGCUCCCGUUGGUGUUGGCGGACAUUAGCUGACUGACGAGGGUGAGCCGAUGGAGUGCCCUCAUCUGAACUCCAACGUGAGCUCUCCUAUCGACACCUUCAGGCUCCCGAACGGCACUCCGUUCUCCUGGUGUUGCAACGCUUGUAGGUCUAAUAAGAGUCCAUGGAUUUGCCUUACCUGUCUGAUGGUCCAUUGUGGAAGAUAUGUCAAUGGGCAUGCAAAGAAACACUUUGAAGAUAGUCAAGUCAUCGGCAUUAGUCAAAAGAAGGGCGAGAAACAGGAGAAAGAGAUCCAUCAUUCUGUCUGCAUGGACUGCAGCAACUACAGUGUAUUUUGUUACAGAUGUAUGACUUUGGUUGUUAAUGACACCAAGCUUGGGCAGGUGCAGAAGCUCAGGGAACAUCUUCAGAGUUUAGAAAACUCAUUACGGAUGGGCGACAGACAGAGGAAAAGAAAACUUCAGGAAAACCCAGCUAUAGAUAGCAAGUUGUUGAAAGACAAUGAUGGGGCAGCUUUAUGUGCUACUGGCCUGCGCAACCUAGGAAACACAUGCUUCAUGAAUGCCAUUCUGCAGUCACUCAGCAACAUCAAGCAGUUCAGCUGUUAUUUCAAGGAGUUGCCUGCAGUGGCUCUACGUAGUGGUAAGACGGCAGGAAGAAGGAUGUACCACACCCGAAGCCAAGGAGACACUAGUGUGUCUUUGGUGGAGGAGUUCAGGAAAACCCUUUGUUCCCUUUGGCAAGGAAGCCAGACAGCCUUCAGUCCAGACUCCUUAUUUUAUGCUAUAUGGAAAAUUAUGCCAAGUUUCAGGGGCUAUCAGCAGCAGGAUGCACAUGAGUUCAUGCGUUACCUGCUCGACCACCUCCACAGGGAGCUCCAGUACAGUCGCAACGGGGCGUCUCACCCAGUCUCCCCUCCAGAUGGGGUCAGAUUAUCCACUCCAGAGGGCAAAUGCUGCAUAAAUGGGACUGCCAGUGUUGUCACAUCCAAUUUUGGUGGCAUACUUCAGAAUGAAGUCAACUGCCUGAUAUGUGGAACAGAAUCUCGGACGUUUGAUCCAAUUCUUGAUCUGUCUUUGGACAUUCCCAGCCAGUUCACAAAGAGAACUAAGGACCAGGAGCCAGGGCCAACCUGCACUUUGCGUGACUGCUUGCGUAGCUUCACUGACCUGGAAGAACUUGAUGAAACGGAGCUGUUAUGCCAUAAGUGUAAAAAGCGACAGAAAUCCACAAAGUUCUGGAUCCAGAAGCUGCCAAAAGUUUUGUGUCUACAUCUAAAAAGGUUCCACUGGACAGCCUUUUUAAGAAACAAGGUGGAUACCUAUGUGGAGUUUCCACUGAAAGGCCUGGACAUGAGACGCUACUUACUUGAGCCAGAGAAUUCCUUACCAGGCAGCUGCCUGUAUGACCUUGUUGCUGUCGUAGUGCACCACGGAUCUGGGGUUGGAUCAGGGCAUUAUACAGCAUAUGGCAGCCACGAGAGCCAAUGGUACCACUUCAACGACAGCACAGUGAGUCUGACCAAUGAGGACAUAGUGAGGAAGGCCAAGGCCUACAUCCUCUUUUACGUGGCGCGGACGGAACAGGUGGCCUCAGACAAGACUGCUACAAACAAGCCCGCUGUGGACACCGCAGCCACGGACAGUGGUCCUUCAGAAGAAGUUGCUCAGGACAAGGUUGCAGUAGACACAGAUAUGGUUUUGAUAGAUGUCCCAGCCUCACACAUGAAUACCCAGGAUGUGGAAGCCCCAGAGAAUGCUGCUGCAUUGGAAAAUGUGGGUGAAGACAUGGCUGAACUGCAUAAAGCUUAUGUGGUGUCAAUGGAUGCUGCAACAGAUAGUGAUACCUCAGACAAGGUGGCAACAGAGGAAGCCAGCCAAGCUAUAUAAGCCGCUGCACAAUGAUUUUGUCGGACUGCCUCAGACCAGCUACUCACUCCAUUUUGGCUUCACCUCGAUCGCAUUUCUCAUCGGGCUUGAGUUUAAAUAGUCAUGUUCACAUUUUAAUAUAUGUGUAACUAUUACGUUUAAUUUUUUUAUCACCUGCAUGGCAACAUCCUGUAUAAUUUGCUGCUUGAAACUUGUUUAGUAUGAUUAUUUGGAUUUAUUUCCUUGAUGUUGUAUUCCUCAGUUGAGGUAGACUUCUCUGUAUGUAAUAGAUUCCAAAUGUGAUUGUUUAAAAUAUUGAAGUAAAGCUGUAGCUUGGGAAAACCUCUGUUGGUCCAAUAUUUAGCCUAGACUAAAGAAAUUGAUUGUGUCAAGACACUGUCAUUGUAACGAUAUUUAAAGUUUCUAUUGAUUUUAAAGUUUCUAAUUUUGUAAUUACUUUUUAUGUUGGUUGACAAACUAUACAUUAGAAAGUUCUUUCAACUUAUUGACCAGAACCAAUAUAAAGGAAAUUAUCACUCAAAUGUU